This is a messenger RNA of Ipomoea triloba (trilobed morning glory), 1183 nucleotides long. Its product is annotated as serine/threonine-protein kinase Aurora-3-like. The record is from RefSeq and is a predicted model, not a curated record. Gene Ontology annotation, cellular component: chromosome passenger complex; spindle pole centrosome; spindle midzone. Gene Ontology annotation, molecular function: ATP binding; protein kinase activity. Gene Ontology annotation, biological process: protein phosphorylation; regulation of cytokinesis; mitotic spindle organization. The transcript is spliced from 6 exons. The coding region runs from base 701 to 1114 and encodes 137 amino acids. Lineage: Eukaryota; Viridiplantae; Streptophyta; Magnoliopsida; Solanales; Convolvulaceae.
CCAGUAAAUCUGGAACGACGCUACCUCUCCACACUCCACCGCAGCUCCAAAAAAAAAAACGCCGUAGAUCUGGAAAAAAAACGCCGCAGCUCCACGCUCCCAGAUCUGGAACCGUCGUCACCACACCACACCGCCGGAGCUGCCGACAAGUCUACUUUUGAUUUUUUAUUAAUGUAUUUCAAUUUUUGGUUAUUUAUUUCUUCUUCUAAGCUCUAAAAUCAAACAAGGGUUUCCAUUUCUCGAGCCUACCUCCAGAUCCGUGCUGCGGUGAAGAGAGACGACGGAGGAUGCUGCCUAUCUGAUUGAGGUUGAUGGUGUUCUUUGUGUGAUAGAAACUGACAAAGCAACCCUUGAAUUUGAAAGCCUUGAAGAAGGGAUGUAGAGGAGCUGAUGUGAGCCUGCCUCCUGAAAAGAUCUUGCUCAAAUGGAUGACAUAUGAUAGAAAUGGUUUCUGACCUUUCUUAUACGGACACCACGAAGACUCAUUUCCAGCUGGUUCUCCAAGCUUUGUAAAUCUUUCACACUCAGACCAGUAAGUUCUUCACCCAUCAUUUGUCUAUAAUCACCGUUGUUGUUGACAACUUAGGUCUCUAUUUGUGUCAUUUAGGUCUUGUAGAAAUCAUGAAAAGAAUUUACUGAUUCUCUGAGUUCAGUGUAAGCACUGAGGUUAUUGGUUUCUUAGAGUUUGGAAGUGGGGUUAAUGGCCCGUGAAAUCAAGAGCAAGUAUGUAGUGGCAUUGAAGAUAAUUUUUAAAGAGCAAAUAGAGAAGUACAUGCUGCAUCAUCAGCUGAGAAGGGAGUUGGAGACCCAGAGCAGUCUCUGCCACCCAAAUGUUCUGAGGCUCUUCGGCUGGUUCCAUGACGAUGAGAGGAUUUUCCUGAUCUUGGAGUAUGCUUACGGCGGCGAGCUCUACAAGGAACUCCACAAAUCCGGAACCUUUUCUGAAGAACAAGCUGCCAAUAUAACUGUUGCUUUUGAUGAGACAACCAUUGUGGAUAUUUUUGCAUGUGGAAAGCCAGUGCCAUUCAGUGCUCAAUCUAUUGCACCAGAGGUUCAAAAUGUGAUUCCUUCCAGUCUUGUACAUUUUAAUUUGAAUAUUGAUGAUUAUUAUUAGUUAAUUUUGAUAUAUUAUUAACUAUUAAUUAUUAAUGGAUAGAUUAAAUUGAUUAUUUUGAAUGAUUAA